GGGCUCCUCUCGAGAGAGACGGGCACCGAACCUUCCACAAUCACGCCCUGUUUCUUCCAUUGAAGACGGCCGGGUGUGCUUUUCUACCACUAGACGCUCUGGGCUCCCCUCGGUGACCCAAUCUUUCUUGGCUUUUUACCUUGCGCAGUAAGGACCAACUUUACCUUACGUAGAGGUACAUAUCACGCACCGAGACCCAGACAAUCGGCUGCAUCAUCCAACCAUUCUCUCCAAUUCUUCUUUUCUUUAAAAAACUACCAACCUUUUUUUCUUUCUUUUGCAAUUCACUACCUACACGCACGUCGAUUGACUGCGCAAGCAAAGCAAAUUUCAAGGAUUCACACAUCAAGCCAACCCAAGUAACACACAGAGAGACACAACAUCAGCGAAGACAAGUGUCAGUUUCGCUGCGAUAUCCACACUACUUUUACCCCUCCGUACAAUUGACUGGUCGACUUUUACACGAUAAUCACACGACAGUCCUGAACGAUGGUAAAAGAAACCAAGCUGUACGAUCAGCUGGGCGUCAAGCCCACGGCGACGCAAGAUGAAAUCAAAAAGGGCUAUCGGAAGUCCGCACUAAAGUGGCACCCCGACAAGAACAAGGAUAACCCAGACGCUGCCGAGAAGUUCAAAGAGUGCUCCCAGGCCUACGAGAUCCUUUCCGAUCCCGAGAAGCGCAAGACGUACGAUGACUACGGUCUCGAGUUCCUGCUCCGCGGCGGCGGCGCUCCUCCCCCGGAUGCCGGUGGCGCCAACCCCUUCGCCGGGGGCGGUAUGCCCGGUGGCUUCGACUUUGGAGGAGGAGGCAUGCCGGGUGGCGGCGGCGCACGCACUUUCCGCUUCAGCACAGGAGGAGGCGGCAACGGGUUCAACUUCAGCCCGGCGGAUGACGUGUUUGCCAAUUUCAUGCGCUCUGGUUCUGGGGGUAUGGGCGGCGGCGCGGGCGGCAUGGACGACUUUUCCGACAUCUUUUCGACGUUUGGCGGUGCCAGCGGCCCGCGGGGUAGCAGAUCAUCGCGCACGCGCAGCAGCGGGUUCGGCGACUCGCGGGGGGCGAGGGAGGCGACGCCCGAGGUCACAACGGUGGAGCGGCCUCUCCCGCUCACGUUAGAGGAGCUGUUCCGUGGCGUGACGAAGAAGAUGAAGAUUAAGCGCAAGACCUUUGACGACACGGGCAAGAGGACGACGACUGAUACGGUGCUCGAGGUGCCCAUCAAGCCUGGUCUGAAGAAGGGCAGCAAGAUCAAGUUCAAGGGCGUUGGUGACCAGGAAGAGGGUGGUCAGCAGGACCUGCACUUUAUCUUGGAAGAGAAAGCUCACCCGCUAUUUGUGCGCGAAGAUAACGACUUGGUUCACACCGUCGAGUUGGACCUAAAGGAGGCCCUCACGGGCUGGAAGCGGACGGUGACGACGAUCGACGGCAAGCAGCUGAACCUCGACAAGAACGGCCCCACACAGCCCGGCAGCUCCGAUCGGUAUCCCGGCCUGGGCAUGCCCAUUUCGAAGAAGCCCGGAACGAGAGGCGACUUUGUCAUCAAGUACAAUGUCAAGUUCCCCACGAGCUUAACGCCAGCGCAGAAGCAACAGUUGAAGGAGAUUCUGUAGAAGGACUUCGGUAACGAGGGAGAGGAGAGGGUGCAGAGACAACGGCGACGCGACGCGAUGGUUGCGGAGGCGUUGAACCGUAAACAAGAUGAUCCUUUGGUUUAGCUGGCCGGUUAUGCUCAUCAUGAAUAGGAGUUUGGGGCGUGGUUGGGUUUUCUGCUUUUGCAAGGCCAAGGGUUGGCCUUUUCCUUUUUGCCCCUCUACGAGCAUUGCGCAUUUCAUGAGUAGGCAACACGAGCUGAGUUGCUGGUGGGGAGGUGAUGCCUGCGCAGAGGUACUUAGAUAUGAAAUAAUUCAAGCUUGAGACUAUAAGA
This is a messenger RNA of Colletotrichum scovillei, 1922 nucleotides long. Its product is annotated as psi1. The record is from RefSeq and is a predicted model, not a curated record. Gene Ontology annotation, biological process: translational initiation. NCBI's taxonomy places the organism in Eukaryota, Fungi, Ascomycota, Sordariomycetes, Glomerellales, Glomerellaceae. Bases 490 to 1608 code for a protein of 372 amino acids. Gene Ontology annotation, molecular function: protein-folding chaperone binding. The transcript is spliced from 3 exons. Gene Ontology annotation, cellular component: cytosol.